Messenger RNA from Cimex lectularius (bed bug), 1896 nucleotides. Its product is annotated as phosphoglucomutase-like. Gene Ontology annotation, cellular component: cytosol. Gene Ontology annotation, molecular function: phosphoglucomutase activity. NCBI's taxonomy places the organism in Eukaryota, Metazoa, Arthropoda, Insecta, Hemiptera, Cimicidae. The coding region runs from base 134 to 1876 and encodes 580 amino acids. The record is from RefSeq and is a predicted model, not a curated record. Gene Ontology annotation, biological process: carbohydrate metabolic process. The transcript has 10 exons.
AUAUGAUCAAAUAUAUUACAAACAAAAUAUUUUAUUAGCACACAAAAUUUUACAUUUGUCUAAACAACACAACUCUAACAAAUUCACAUAUUGGUUCACAUUUUAUUCACACGUGCAACACAACACUCUGAGGAUGUGCACCUGGUAUGAAUACGAACUCCCUGAGUACACUGCUUGCACCAUAAAAACCAAGGCAGUUGGCAAAGACGAAUGUACCAGAAUUCCGGCUCGCAUCCUUGGUCUGGAGAAACCCAAGUCGGCCUUAAAGCAGAAGUACUUUAUCGAGAGUUACAUUCAGAGCAUCAUCGAAUCAGCUCCAAUGAAAAAAACCUCAAUCGCCAUUGGAGGGAACGGUGACCAAAUUUCACAAUUCAUUGGUGAAAAGGCAGUCCAAGUGUGUGCAGCAAAUGAGAUUUCAAACAUUUACAUUGGAACUAAUAAUUUAUUCAUACUACCUGCAAUAUCAAGAUUUAUCCGGGAAAAUAAGUUAGAAGGUGGAAUAUACGUUUAUGUAGCUCGUAACUAUACCAAUCGAAAAAAGGUCAAUGUAGGCAUCAGAUUCCUCGGCACUAAUGGAGGUGUUCCAUCGGAAAAAAUAAUGAAAAAAACUCUGGACACUUUUAAGACACUAACUUCACAUAAGAAAAUAAAUGUUAAUUUUCCGCUCUCUGAAGUUGAGAAUUAUUCAUUCAGAGUAAUACAGUCAGUAGAUAGAGCCAGGCCGCCUUCAACAGUGACGGUGCACAUUAUUGAUGGGAAAAAGGACUACAUAAGAUUUUUGAAAGAGUCGUUUGACUUUCCAAGAAUAAAGAGUUUAAUCACUGGAGGCAGGAUCGAAAAGCGAUUUGAUCUUGUAGUCGACUGUAAAGAAGGAGGCGCUGGUCCCUACUUAGAGGAAAUUUUGGUCAAUGAGCUCGGAGCGAAAAAAAGCUGUAUUAAAAACGGCGUACCAUCCUCAUGCUUCCACAAGAAGUACUUCGGCCCGGAAGUCGAGUACAAUCUGCAAAUGAUAAACGAGCUGGUUCUUCGAGAACAAGACAUGGGCGUCAUAAUAGACGGCAACGGUGCAAGAUCGGCAUUUUUUGCAAAAGGCGGUCAUUUCGUAUCCCACGGAGACACGUUUGCCCUGCUUGUCGACCAUUACCAUUGCAUACCUCUCUUCCAAAAAAAAAUCGUUAAAGGUAUCGCGAGGACUGUCUAUGCGUCUAAAUCCGUUGAUCCUGUUAUCCUGAAAUUGGGACUUAGCUUGUAUGAAACGGCUGAUGGUUGGCGGUACUUCAACUCCUUACUGGAACACCAGUUGAUUUCAUUAUGCGCCGAUGACGAUUUCGGAAUUGGUGCUUAUCAUAUAGGAGAACGCGACGGAAUCCUGCCUAUUUUGGCCUGGCUUUCCAUAAUAGCACAUCUAAGAAAACCCGUUAGGCAGAUCCUCCAGCAGCACUGGGACGAGUACGGCAAGCUUUUCAGAACGACGCUCAUUUACGAAGAUCUUUGCCCCAAGUUGACCAACGAUACGAUAUCCAACGUCGAAAAACUCAUGAAGGACGGUUGUUUCGUCGGCAAGGCUUUCCAAGUCGGCCACAUGCGUGUCGAAGUCAAAAAGGCAGGCGGUUUCGAUUACAAGCAUCCUUUGACAAAAGCAUCGACAAAAGAACAAGCGAUUGUAAUAAAUACGAAACUCGGGAGAGUCAUAUUGCGAGUGUUUACGUACAUUGGAGGAGUAAGCGAUUUACAAGUUAUUAUCGAAUCGUUCUCGAACGGUGUAGCGUACUGUGUUGAUAAAAUAAGCAUGGCUGUCCCUCUCACAAAGUUUAUUAUGCUCGCUACCAAAUAUCCAGCGAUGAUCAACAGGUCAGACCCGGAUCGUAUAUUUUGAUUUUGUAACAGUCUUAUGAA